This is a messenger RNA of Fomitiporia mediterranea MF3/22, 369 nucleotides long. RefSeq lists its product as uncharacterized. The transcript is spliced from 2 exons. The record is from RefSeq and is a predicted model, not a curated record. Bases 1 to 369 code for a protein of 122 amino acids. NCBI's taxonomy places the organism in Eukaryota, Fungi, Basidiomycota, Agaricomycetes, Hymenochaetales, Hymenochaetaceae.
AUGGCAACUUCACUAUCGUGUUGCUCUCGUCCUUUCCCAAGUCUGCAAGAUCAUUGGAAAGAGACGAUGCUGCAUGAUAGCAGCUGCUUAACGUUAGUUGCACUCAUCAUAUUGUCAAAUGAUAUGGAACAGGCGUUGGGCAGCUCUGCAACGGUUUCCUUACCUAUACUCCGCUUCUUUCUUGCUCUGUUUAUGGUGCUGAAGGCAUCAGUACAGACGUUGAUGGAUCCGGAGGUUGAGGGUUUGGACGAGUUGGAGAAAUGUAUACUUAUGUUCAAGAGCCAGAGUGUACAUGCGAAUUGCGGCUGUCUGGACGACCUCCGAGAGACGCAUAACUGUGCCGACGUUCCGGAUCUUCCUGCUUGCUAG